AUGUCCAGAUACAACUACAUCUUUAUUUUGACGACCAUGUUCGCUUUUCUCGACGCAUGGAACAUUGGCGCCAACGAUGUGGCCAAUUCCUUUGCCAGCUCCGUGUCCUCGAGGUCGCUGACGCUGAAGCAGGCCAUGGUCAUUGCAUCCUUUUGCGAGUUUGCCGGCAGUGUCUCGGUGGGCGACCGAGUCACCGAUACUCUGCGCACAAAGAUUGUCGACCCGCAUCUAUUCGACCACGCGCCGCAGGUGCUCCUGUUGGCCAUGAUGUGCACCAUCAUGGCCUCGUCUGUAUUUCUCACCGUGGCGACGAGAUAUGGCAUGCCAGUUUCCACCACCCACAGCGUCAUUGGCGGCUUAAUUGGCACGGCUACCGCAUCUGUCGGCAUCGACAAGGUAAACUGGGGAUGGCGAGGCGCGUCGCAAGUCUUUCUUGCUUGGAUUAUUGCACCUGGGAUUGCUGGAACUCUUGGCGCCACCGUCUUUCUUGUUACCAAACAGCUCGUCUUGAUUAAGCGAAACUCGGUUCGCCGAGCGUUUUGGUGUAUACCAUUCUUCAGCUUCCUGACCUUUGGAGCUGUAACGAUGUUACUUGUCUGGAAAGGCAUUCGUCACAUCAACAUCACAACUACGACGAUGCUUGUCGUCAUCUUUUCCGCUGCUGGAGGUGGUGCGCUGCUGCACGCAGCCUUUGUGAUGCCAUAUCUUUGGGUGCGCAUCAUUCGACAGGACUGGACACUAAAAUGGUACCAUGGUAUCGUAGGCCCGUUUCUGCUCAGGCGAGAUGCACCGCCGCCAACACCACACGGUUUCAAAAAGUCCGUCAUCAAAGAUUACUAUCGUGGGCAUUUAAGCCCAGAGGAGCUCGCCCACGUGCGCGCAUCAGAGACACUGCUGCAGUCAGUACAGAUGCAUGGAGCCAACGGGCCACCAGAGCUCGACAAGGACGACGACUUGAUUCUGCCACCAGCAGCUCAGGAUUCUUCGAUACCACCACGGCCAACAUGUACUGCGAGCGAUAGCCUCGUCCCCCCUCGGCCAGAGGGCAGCUGGAAGAGCUUUGCAGUGAUUACCUGGCGCAUCAACCGCAUUCUUCUGCGGGGUAUCGAGAAAGACGUUAUUAGUAUGCAAAAGCGAAAUGCAGUCUUGAACUGGGACCUGACAGACAUGCAUUCGCGCGCGCCGCGCUUCGACAACCGCGCCGAGUACAUGUUCUCGUCGUUGCAGAUCCUCACAGCAGCAGCCGCAUCAUUCACGCACGGCGCCAACGACGUGUCCAACGCCAUUGCACCAUUUUCUACUGCGCUCGAUGUGUGGUCACACGGAGUUGUCAACGAUCAGGUCGAGGUGCCGAUUUGGGUGCUGUGCUUUGGGGGCGGCGCCAUCGUGCUCGGCCUGCUGACCUAUGGCUACCAUGUCAUGCGCACGCUUGGCAACCGCCUCACGCUGAUAUCGCCCACGCGUGGCUUCUGCAUGGAGCUGGCGACGGCCCUCACCGUCAUAAUCGCGACCAGGCUGCGACUGCCAGUGUCGACGACGCAGUGCAUCACGGGCGCCACGGUCGGCGUUGGGCUGGCGAAUGGAGACUGGCGCUGCAUCAACCCGAAGCUGGUUGGGUGGAUUUAUAUGGGAUGGGUAAUCACGGUACCCGUCACGGCCCUGAUAUCGGGCUGUUUGAUGGGGUUGGUAUUAAAUGCUCCAAGAUGGAGCUCAUGA
Beauveria bassiana ARSEF 2860 is the source of this 1716-nucleotide messenger RNA. Its product is annotated as phosphate-repressible phosphate permease. Lineage: Eukaryota; Fungi; Ascomycota; Sordariomycetes; Hypocreales; Cordycipitaceae. The coding region runs from base 1 to 1716 and encodes 571 amino acids. Gene Ontology annotation, biological process: phosphate ion transmembrane transport. The transcript is spliced from 2 exons. Gene Ontology annotation, cellular component: membrane. The record is from RefSeq and is a predicted model, not a curated record.